AUGCCUGUUAAUCACGAUCCGGCUUCAGACGAGCUUGCAGCUCAUCCAUCAAGAUUGCCAACUCAUCCAAAAGAAGUAGUAGAAGAGAAGAAAGCAGCACCACAAGAAAUAUUUUCACCACCGGUUUUACAUCCGUUAGAUCCACUCACAGCAAAUGAGAUUAAUCUUGCAACAAAAAUACUCAAGAAAUCACCCUACUUCCAAAAGUAUUUGCGUAUAAUUACAGUUAUACUGUUAGAACCAAGUGAUAAAAAUGUUGUUCUAAAUAUACAACCAGAUGACGAGAUUCCUCGGCAAGUGACUAUGUUCAUUCGUGAUCCUGUGAAACAUACGACUUUAGAAAUAAUUAUCGAUCUAACGAAAGAGACAAUCAAAAAUACACUUGAACUUACCGAUGUUCAGCCAAGUUUAACAUUUGAUGAAAUGAUUGUAGCUGAUACUGUACUACGGAAUGAUAAAAAUUUUCUUGCUGCUAUUGCAAAACGAAAUUUAGAAAUUAAUAAUAUUGUAUUUUAUCCAUUUGCUGCCGGUUAUCGUGAUUUAUCAGAUGAGCCAAGUAAACGACGAAUAUUUAGACCAUUAGUAGCAGUUAGCCAUGGGAAAGAAGAUAAUUAUUAUGCGCAUCCAGUUGAAGUGAUGGAUUUAGAUGAUAUGAUCGUUGAAGUUGAAGAUUAUUAUGUAGUACCAGUGCCGACACAUACAGCAAAUUUUAAUCCGGAAAACAUUACAUCAUCAAACAAUGUACCAUACUUUCCUAAUGGUCUACGGAACGAUUUGAAACCCCUUGUUAUAACUCAGCCGGAGGGACCAAGCUUUAAGGUAGAUGGUUAUCAAGUAACAUGGCAAAAAUGGCGAUUCAGAAUAGGAUUUAACGUUCGAGAAAGUCUUGUUCUUCAUUGCAUCGAAUAUUUUGAUAAAGACAAAUGGCGAUCGAUUAUUUAUCGAGCAGCCAUGUGUGAAAUGUAUGUUCCUUAUGGCGAUGCAAGUCCUACACAUUCUUUUAAAAAUGUUUUUGAUGUGGGCGAAGCCGGUUUGGGAUUACUGGUUAAUAGUCUAGUACUUGGAUGUGAUUGUCUUGGUGAAAUACAUUAUUUUGAUGUUAUUGUGAAUAAUAACCAAGGACAACCUCUUCUAUUAAAAAACGCCAUUUGUAUGCAUGAAGAAGAUGGUGGUCUACUUUGGAAGCAUACAGAAUUUGUUGAAGGACGAACACAAGUGCGACGAUCACGACGUUUAGUAAUCAGCACAGUUGCAACAGUUGGUAAUUAUGAGUAUGCCAUGUAUUGGUACCUAAAUCAAGAUGGAUCACUUAACUAUGAGGUUAAACUCACGGGGAUUAUUGCUCCAGGAGCAAUUGGGUCAGGAAAAACGCCUGUAUCUGGUGGUUUAGUGGCUCCUGGUACUUACGGUCCAUAUCAUCAGCAUUUCUUCAAUGUUCGAAUUGACUGGAUGUUAGAUGGUUUGAAAAAUUCUCUUGUCGAAGUUAAUUGUGAACCUUUACCUCCAGGAAAAGACAAUCUAAUUGGUAAUGCAUGGACGGCCAAAGAAACUAUUUUGUCAACAGUUGGUCAGGCACGACGAACAAUUGAAUCGAAAACAUCAAGAUUCUGGAAAAUUGUCAACUCAGCAGUUUUAAAUCAAGUCGAACAACCGGUUGCCUAUAAACUUGCUCCAAUGGGAAACGUUUUUCCGUUAUGUUUAGAAAAUUCACAUCAAUACAAACGUGGUGCCUUCACAAGGUACCAUUUAUGGGGUACUGUAUAUGAUCCAAAUGAAAUGUAUGCGGCAGGUCUUUAUCCAAAUCAAAAAUGUGAAGACACUGGACUGUCAAAGUACAGUGAAGCAAAUAAAGACAAAUCACUUAUUGACAGUGAUCUCGUGACAUGGUAUACAUUUGGAUGUACACAUGUUAUUCGUCCAGAAGAUUGGCCAGUGAUGCCUGUUGAAACUACUGGUUUUCGCCUAUUGCCACACGGUUUCUUUGACGGUAAUCCAGCUUUAGAUGUUCCAUUACCACCGAAUCAUUCUCGUAAAAAGAACUGUGAAGAAUGUAAUUCCAAUGGCAAAUCAUAA
Didymodactylos carnosus is the source of this 2073-nucleotide messenger RNA. Lineage: Eukaryota; Metazoa; Rotifera; Eurotatoria; Philodinida; Philodinidae. The record is from the annotation of a GenBank genome assembly.